Molecule: messenger RNA, 381 nt
Organism: Eriocheir sinensis (Chinese mitten crab)
Lineage: Eukaryota; Metazoa; Arthropoda; Malacostraca; Decapoda; Varunidae
Exons: 1
Coding region: 1-381 (126 amino acids)
Source: RefSeq, a predicted model, not a curated record
AUGGCCAAGGCAGCAGCGUGGUGCCUGGUGGUGCUGGCGGCGGUGGCGCUGGUGGCGGCGGAGGCAGAUCCCGGCCGCCCCUACUACAAGAGGCCCUACUCCUACAAUCAGCAUGGCAGCCACGGCUCCGUCGGGCACGGCUCAUCCUUCGGCCACGGCUCCGUCGGGCACGGCUCAUCCUUCGGCCACGGCUCCGUCGGCAUCGGCUCCGUAGGACACAGCGGCCAUUCUUCUCACGGACUGGGCACUGUCGGGCACGGAGGUCACACCUCUACCUUCGGUCACGGCGGCCGUGGCUCCGUGGGACACUUCGGCGGGAAGCUCGGCGGCCACGGCUCUUUCGGGCACCUAGGUGGCCGCGUGAAGGGAGUGCACGGCUAA